CAGGCUGCCGUGCUUUGGACAACUGUCACGCUGGCACAACUCAGUUCCUCUGAUUGGGUACUCCCAGGCACUGAUUGAAAAUGCUGAUGCCGUCUCUACGCUCCUUUCCACUUGGAGGAGAAAUCUCUUUCCCCACCCCCAAGCCCAUCUCUAGCAUGUAAGUAAUGGUGAGAAGAUGAAGAUGAAAGCAGUGCAGCCUGAGUGACUGGAGAAAUACAGCAGUCUGCCGUAGCUGCAGUGUUAUGUAGGAGUCGUCUUCAGACUUCUCACCGUAGGUUUUUCAGCACAAACUGCUUGCAGGUUUCAGAAGGCUGUGAAAGGACUUGCCAUUGGUGCGUUGGUGUUUUCUGUGUAGCAUCAUAUUGCCUUGCUUUUCCCUGGACAGCUGUGUUCAGAACUUCAUGUGGAAAUCUUUCUAUUGAAGAGAGAUAAAAAGGAUCCUUAAUCUGAUUCUCUUUGGAUCUUUCUAUUUUUAUGGUAUAAGUUUAUCUAUUCAUGGGGCUGAAAAGCGUGUGCAAAUCUGUCAGAGGAGAACUGCAGCAAGCUACCCAGUGUUACAGCAUCCGCCUGUGGUUGGGCAACCUUCACUCCCACAAGUCAGAAGGUCAAUAAAGAUGGAAGCAUCGUCUGCUGGAUCUAGUAUUUCAGCAGUCACUGGUGGAAAAGCAAAACCCCAUCAGCCAGAAGGAACAGAGGAUUUGCAGGUUAACCAGUUGGAAACGCAAAUAUGGAUAAAACCAGACGUACAGAAGACAGAUGUGGACUUUUCAGAAAUUCUUAAUGCAAUACAAGAAAUAGCUAAGGAUGUCAACAUUUUUUUUGAUGAGUUAGAAGGUGUGAACAGCCCUUCCAAAGAUGAUGACUCCCUGCUUCACCAUGGUAACUUGACCAGUACUUCUGAUGAUGCCAGCAGGUUGGAAGUAGUGGGAGAGGAAGUACCUGACAAAAACAAAGCCAAUGGACUAUAUUUUAGAGAUGGGAAAUGUCGGAUUGACUACAUCCUGGUAUAUCGAAAAUCCAAUCCACAGACAGAAAAGAGGGAAGUAUUUGAGAGAAAUAUCAGGGCAGAAGGACUUCAGAUGGAAAAAGAGUCAUCUCUAACAAACAGUGACAUCAUCUUUGUGAAGCUGCAUGCCCCUUGGGAGGUCCUGGGCAAAUACGCUGAACUAAUGAAUGUAAGAAUGCCUUUCAGGCCCUUUAACCCCUUCACUGCUGGAGCCCCCUGCAUACUUGUGCGCUGCUGUUUUUUAAAUGGACAUUUCAUUGAAAUCAAUGGGAGGUCAAGAAGAUCCAGGAGAAAAAUCUAUUACCUGCACCGCCGAUACAAGUUCAUGAAUAGGAUCGAGAAACAAAUAAGCAGGUUUCGAGGAUGGUUACCUAGAAAGCCAAUGAAACUGGAUAAGGAGACACUGCCGGAUCUGGAGGAGAAUGACUGCUAUACUGCACCAUUCAGCCAACAAAGGAUCCAUCACUUCAUCAUACACAACAAAGACACUUUCUUCAAUAAUGCUACCAGAAGUAGAAUUGUACACCAUAUCUUACAAAGAGUGAAAUAUGAAGAAGGGAAAAACAAAAUUGGUCUGAAUCGAUUGCUCAGUAAUGGCUCCUAUGAAGCUGCAUUUCCUCUUCAUGAGGGAAGGUACAGAAGCAAGAAUUCAAUAAAAACCCAUGGGGCAGAAAACCACAGACACCUGCUCUAUGAGUGCUGGGCUUCCUGGGGAGUCUGGUAUAAAUACCAGCCAUUGGAUCUUGUGAGACGAUACUUUGGUGAGAAAAUUGGGCUGUACUUUGCCUGGUUAGGCUGGUACACAGGGAUGCUCUUCCCAGCUGCCUUCAUUGGAUUGUUUGUGUUUUUGUACGGAGUCACCACUUUGAACCACUGCCAAGUCAGUAAAGAAGUCUGUCAAGCUACAGAUAUCAUAAUGUGUCCUAUAUGUGAUAAAUACUGUCCCUUCAUGAGGUUGUCAGACAGCUGUGUUUAUGCCAAGGUAACACACCUUUUUGACAAUGGAGCUACUGUCUUUUUUGCUGUUUUCAUGGCAGUGUGGGCUACUGUUUUUCUGGAGUUUUGGAAAAGAAGGCGAGCAGUAAUUGCUUAUGACUGGGACUUGAUAGACUGGGAAGAAGAAGAGGAGGAAAUACGCCCGCAGUUUGAAGCCAAGUACUCCAAGAAAGAACGAAUGAACCCCAUAUCCGGAAAGCCAGAGCCUUAUCAAGCAUUUGCAGAUAAAUGCAGCAGACUCAUUGUUUCUGCAUCUGGAAUAUUUUUUAUGAUAUGUGUGGUGAUUGCUGCUGUUUUUGGCAUUGUUAUUUACCGUGUUGUGACUGUCAGCACUUUUGCUGCCUUUAAGUGGGCUUUAAUCAGGAAUAACUCUCAGGUUGCAACUACAGGGACUGCAGUGUGCAUCAACUUUUGCAUUAUCAUGCUACUGAAUGUGCUGUAUGAAAAGGUAGCUCUUUUCCUGACAAAUUUAGAACAGCCUCGUACCGAAUCUGAGUGGGAGAACAGCUUCACUCUGAAAAUGUUUCUUUUUCAGUUUGUCAACCUGAACAGCUCUACCUUUUAUAUAGCGUUCUUCCUUGGAAGAUUUACAGGACACCCUGGUGCCUACCUAAGGCUGAUAAACCGGUGGAGACUGGAAGAGUGCCACCCUAGUGGAUGCCUUAUUGAUCUCUGUAUGCAAAUGGGUAUUAUAAUGGUGCUAAAGCAGACAUGGAAUAAUUUCAUGGAACUGGGCUACCCGCUAAUUCAAAACUGGUGGACCAGGAGAAAACUACGGCAAGAGUAUGGCACACAAAGAAAAACAAGCUUCCCACAGUGGGAAAAGGACUACAAUCUGCAGCCUAUGAAUGCUUAUGGACUCUUUGAUGAAUACCUAGAAAUGAUUCUUCAAUUUGGAUUCACAACCAUUUUUGUGGCAGCUUUUCCACUGGCACCACUUCUGGCCUUACUUAACAAUAUUAUUGAAAUUCGGCUUGAUGCAUACAAAUUUGUCACCCAGUGGAGAAGACCUUUAGCUUCAAGAGCCAAAGAUAUAGGAAUCUGGUAUGGGAUUCUGGAAGGCAUUGGAAUUCUUUCUGUUAUCACAAAUGCAUUCGUUAUAGCUGUGACUUCAGAUUUCAUCCCUCGACUUGUUUAUGCUUACAAAUAUGGACCUUGUGCGGGCCAAGGAGAAGCUGGACAAAAGUGUAUGGUUGGCUAUGUUAAUGCCAGUUUAUCAGUAUUUCUGGUGUCUGACUUUGAAAACCGCUCAGAACCUACAUCAAAUGGAAGUGAAUUCUCUGGUUCACCAUUAAAAUAUUGUAGGUACAGAGACUACCGAGACCCUCCUCACUCCCCAGUGCCCUAUGGCUACACGCUGCAGUUCUGGCAUGUGCUAGCAGCACGGUUGGCUUUCAUUAUUGUAUUUGAGCACCUUGUCUUUUGCAUAAAGCACCUGAUUUCCUACUUAAUCCCAGAUCUCCCAAAAGACCUGAGGGAUCGGAUGAGGAGAGAAAAAUACCUGAUUCAGGAAAUGAUGUACGAAGCAGAAUUAGAACGUCUACAGAAAGAACGAAAGGAAAGAAAGAAGAACGGAAAAUCUUAUCACAAUGAGUGGCCAUGAUGGGGUGACGGUCCUAUAUGUUGUUUACUUACUCAAGCUCCACGAGAGCACUACCUUCAAAGGAAUGAGAAAAAGUGCAACCUCAAUGCAUGUCACAAACAUUUUCCAUAGCAAGCAGGACAGCACACAUCAAAGGAUUUACUGUGAAAUCAUCCUGCAAUCAGCAUAGAUUGAUCUCAAUAGACCACUCUUGACAGCAAGCAUGUACUUCAUGAGCAGUUACACGCCAGUUUUUAAAACCAAGGAAAAAAUUGUAUAUUGGGACUGUUUUUCAGCCUGUUUGCUACGUUUUUUGCAUUCUGUCCCAUAUUGGUUUUACAAAUCUUAGAAGAAAUGUAAAUGAACAACCUGGAUACUUUGACAAAAGAAAAAGCCUAAGUAUAGAACAUCAUCUGUGUUCAGAUCACCAAAUAUUACAACUGAAACCCUGUUUACAAAUCAGUUCUUUCUUUAUUUAAAGUCUUUCAGAUGGAAAUUAUGUUAUUUACCAUAUAUAUAUAAUAUAUAUAUAAAGUAUGUAGAGAGAUUGUUUAUUUGUAAAUAGAAAAAAAAUCCUAUGAAGAAGAACGUCAAGUUUUCACACUUUAAAAAAAAUCAUCAACAUAAAGCCAUGUUUAAUGCUUGUAUAAUGUGACGCAAUAAACUUUAAAAUAAAUUAUGCAUAUGAAAUAUUUGCUGCUUGGCGUU
This is a messenger RNA of Cygnus olor (mute swan), 4292 nucleotides long. It is a transcript of the gene ANO4, whose product is annotated as anoctamin 4. The transcript has 29 exons. Gene Ontology annotation, cellular component: plasma membrane. Gene Ontology annotation, molecular function: chloride channel activity; protein dimerization activity. The record is from RefSeq and is a predicted model, not a curated record. Bases 615 to 3605 code for a protein of 996 amino acids. NCBI's taxonomy places the organism in Eukaryota, Metazoa, Chordata, Aves, Anseriformes, Anatidae. Gene Ontology annotation, biological process: chloride transmembrane transport.